AUGGUUGAUACAUUGCACCCUCCCCCUUCGGUCAUUGCCUCAUGGCCCAAGGCCAACUAUAUUGACCCCCACACGAGAGGCCCUGCUUUGGAGUAUGUUUGUAUCAUAUUUAGCGCAGUGGCCGUGUUCAUCGUCACCGCCCGAGUGUGCUCACGUCUCUUCAUCACGAGAGCACCUGGUUUGGAUGACCUUCUCGCCGUCAUUGCUCUACUUUUCAGCAUUGCCUUCUCGGUCUUGGUGAUCAUCGGCAACGUAUCCUACCAUAGUGGUCGACACGUAUGGGACAUACCAAGCAACACGUUUGUUCCUCACCGAAUCAACGUCUGGGUCAGCAUGUGGUGCUACGUUUCAGCAGCAUGUAUGAUCAAGAUCAGUGUGCUCUUGUUCUACCGCAGGCUGAGCGUCAAGUUCAGUAAAUUAUUUCUGGUGGCCACUUGGGCGGGGAUUGUCUACAAUAUCCUCUACCUGCUUGCAUUUGGACUGGCUCUACUACUACUCUGUGACCCUAUCUACGCAUACUGGAAAGAGUUUGACAUCACCUGGGCCGCUUCACACAAGUACAGAUGCAGCUCAGAAAACGUGGCGCUUCCAGCUUCAGCGGGCUUCAGUGUCCUGGGUGACUUCUACAGUACCUUGUUGCCACUCCUGCUGAUAUUCCACCUCGAUCUUCCUUUCAGGCAGAAGGUUGCGCUGUACGGCCUCUUCGCUCUGGGAUUUCUGGCAGUGGCUGCAGGAAUCGUUAGGACCGUAUUGUUGUACCAUAUGCUGAACACGGACUAUGACUUUACUUGGGUGCUGUGGGAAACGUGGAUUUGGGCGGUGGUGGAGUUGUAUGUCGCCCUUUUCGCCGCGAGCGCACCCGCGCUCAAACCUUUCUUCCGACAGUUUUUCGUCGGCACCCUGGGAAGCAUUGGACAAAACUCAAGGAGACGCUGGUCAAGCCAAGCCGGCAAGAGAGAGGCAGAGCAGGGCGGCACGUGGGUGUCAGCGACUUCCAAAGACAGAGUCAUCAUGGACGUGGAGCAAAUUGGGAUGGCCUACGGCUAUGUGGAGCCAGAAUCCCGCUCCAGCGGCUUCUUGAGAGAUAUUGAGCAGGAUGAAACUCGCCAUUUCGAACUGCGGGCGAGUCGCGACGGCAAGAUCAUUCCAAUGCAGGUAUACAAAGCAAGUGCGAGCAGCGCCGAAAGACCCUCGAGCCUGUCCAGCCAGCACGAGCGCGGCAAUUCAAAGGCUAGUCCCCUACCCGACGACUGGCCUAUGUCACCCGACCCGACUUAUCCUCCUGCAAGAGACCGGUCGAGCCCAGCAACUACGUCGCAGCCCUCACAGCACCCACGGCACCCCCGAACGCCCUCCACUGCCUACGGCACGCUACAAGGGAGUGGACGGGCACCUAGGUUGAGGGCGCAGCCACGAACAUACCAUUCACGACCCGAUGGAUUUGGACUGAAUCCACGAUCUUUCGAAGACAUGCAUGACGGACUGGCGUCUGGAUCGAAGCUGGAGUCGCCUAGUGAUUCGGAUCCGGGCUCGAUGGACGUCGAUGAGAGGCCGCCCUGGAACACCAUCAAGACUUCGAGCAGUCUACAGACCAAAGACCGGGGCGACAGUGACGAGACGCUCAAUUUACCGCGGAUGGGUUCUCCGUUUGGCUCGGAUGUCGAUGGCAUUGUGCGAAGCGACAAGAUAGGGAGACAGUUACGAUGA
Molecule: messenger RNA, 1707 nt
Organism: Capronia epimyces CBS 606.96
Lineage: Eukaryota; Fungi; Ascomycota; Eurotiomycetes; Chaetothyriales; Herpotrichiellaceae
Exons: 2
Coding region: 1-1707 (568 amino acids)
Source: RefSeq, a predicted model, not a curated record